CUGUCCAAGUACCAGGACCCAGCGUGCUUCACGUACAACCUGAACCACGUGGUGCUGCUGGUGGGGUACCGCCUGGUGGGGAAGGACCCGCGCUUCCCCCACAUGGCGCCACCUUACUGGAUCAUCCGCAACUCGUGGGGGCCUGACUGGGGCGAUGGGGGCCACAUGCGCAUGGACAUCCAGGGGGGGGAUGGCGUGUGCGGUAUCAACACGCUGCCGGGAAUUUACCCAAUUGUCAGAGCGGUGUCGGACCCAUGCAACACAGCAGCGAGGAGCGACGCGUCAGGGUCGCUCUUCAACCCGUGUGGAAACUUCGCCUGUGUGGUGGACGGCAGCACCAACCGCUGCAACUGCACCGACCCCCGGUUCAUCGAAGCUACCAACGCUGAUGGCUCCCGCACCUGCGCCUAUGUGGACAUGUGUGGGGCGUUGGCCCGCAACCCGUGUGCGGUGGGCACGUGUGUGAAUGACGGGGGGGGGUCGUACUCGUGUGUGUGUCCACCAGGCUUCAGGCAGGGCACCACCGUCGAUGGCACCUUCUCCUGUGCUCCAGGAGACACGCGCUCACAGUACACGGUCCUGGCGCCCAACAUCUUCUGCUCAGACAUCUAUCCCGUCUACGGCCUCACCCGUAACGACUUCACCAAGCUCAAUCCCACUGUGAGCUGUAUCGAGCCCUUGCCCAUAGGCCAGGUGCUCAAUGUCGUGUCCAAGUCCGGACUCGCCCCCUGCUCCGUCUACUACACCACUGGCCCGUACUUCAACCUCAACAACUGCCGGGACACAUUCUCCUGCGCUACGGAAUUCCAGAGCCUCAACCCGGGGCUCAGCUGCUCCAACGGCGGCUCCGUGCAGCCGAACCAGGCGGUGUGUGUGGAACGGCGGGCAGGGGCGGCGGGGAAGGCGGGGCAGGUGAUACCGGUGUGCUCGCAGUACUACCUGGUGCAGACCGCCGAGACGUGCGAUGCCAUCCGCAGCGUGCCCUCCCCGCCGCUCUCGCCGCUCGACUUCUUCCGCCUCAACCCCGGCAUCAAGUGCAACCGCCUUGUGCCGGACGCUGCUGGCCUCGACCUGCACACGGGCUUUGAGGUGUCGGGUGAGUACACGGUGGGGAUCUGCCCAAAGAGCAAGGGGCUCACAGCAAGUGGGAGUGAGCGCUGCAGCUUCAUCCAGAUCAAAUACUUCAGAGGCAUUCGGGGAUGCUACAAGCGCAUCAAUGGAUACGAGUGCGUCGAUAAAAUACCCGCAGGCGCCAAAAUCUGCCUGCCAGACCAAACCAGGAUUCGCCAAGGAGUCUGCACAGUCUAG
Molecule: messenger RNA, 1308 nt
Organism: Closterium sp. Naga37s-1
Lineage: Eukaryota; Viridiplantae; Streptophyta; Zygnematophyceae; Desmidiales; Closteriaceae
Source: the annotation of a GenBank genome assembly